Sodiomyces alkalinus F11 is the source of this 2331-nucleotide messenger RNA. RefSeq lists its product as hypothetical. The record is from RefSeq and is a predicted model, not a curated record. The transcript has 4 exons. NCBI's taxonomy places the organism in Eukaryota, Fungi, Ascomycota, Sordariomycetes, Glomerellales, Plectosphaerellaceae. Bases 176 to 2215 code for a protein of 679 amino acids.
CGUCGAGCGAGAUGAAGAAGUAUAAUUAAGUCUACGCCGCCUUCGCCUGUGUUUUUCUUCGCUCCGGGCUUCUUUUCUCAAUUCAACUCUGUCGUCUUUAUUCAAGACGCUGCAUGUUUAUUCUGCGAUUCUUAUCCCGCCGUGGAUAUAGAUAUCUCCCCUUCAGUCUGCUAUCAUGGCUGCUACUACUACUAUAAGGAACCCUAGCCAGAAGGCUACGCGACCAGUCGUCCAUUUGGUCAACACGGCCCUCGAACCGGAUCCAUCCCGACCCCGAAGCGUUCACUACAACAAAGCCUCCAACCCAUGGGACCAGUCCCCCCUUUCGUCCGAGACCUCCUUUGAAACCGACACCGACCACACCGACCAGGAUGAUGCCAGCCACCGUGAUGGCUCUGGUACUGACAAGCCGCGCCCCUCGAACAUGCCGUCGCAACAAGACACACCGGUCGGAGCGAACAUCUCAGCACCUCUUGCGUCCCCUUCCCGCCCUGCCUCCUUUAAAAGACUGCAAUAUGUGCACCCUCCCCCUCCCCCUCCCCCUCCUCCAUCUUCUUCUUCUUCUUCUCCUCCUCCUCCACCGCCGCCGCCUCCCCCGUCCGGCUUCCAACCUCCCCACCUAUCGAAUGAGGUGUCUCCUGCUCUCAACGAAGAGCUCCGCAAGAUCAUCAGACAAGAAAUGGCCGCCCUGCACUCCCAGACACAUGACAAUAGUUCCCUUCCCGAUAGUGUCUCUCGCAUCACGCCGUCCACCCUUAUGAGCCCCAUGUUUCCUGGUGCUUACUCUAGCCCACCUCCCUCAGUCACUGGAGCCUCCACUUCUUCUAGACUCACGUCGCCGCAAAGUACCAGUCCUAAGGCUCCCAACGUUAGCCCCGCGACAACCACUUCGUCUACGGCGAGCCCUCCUCCUCCCCAACGGGCUACAGUGAGGUUCCGCGACAGGGGCCCGGCCAUUGUCCAUAGCCACACGAAGACAGAGGCCGGGCCCCAUUCUCCUGCCAGGGCAACAGCCAUCCCGGAGACAACUGAUACCGAGGGGCCCUGGGGCGUUCUAUUCGAUGCAGAUGGAUACUCGACCCAAAGACUAGGUCAUAUUCUCAGGAGCCUAGCCAGCCAAGUGAUUGCCAAGAUCGGUACGACUGGCGGCAUCACUGUCACACCUGAUAAGAUGAAUACCCUGUACACUAAGUACAAAGUGGAAAAUGAAGAUUUCUCCCUCAAAGAUGCAUUCAAACCCUGCAAAAAGAACACAUUCAAUCACAUAGAAUAUCUAUACAGAGACUUAGACUGUCCAUAUCACCUCGUUCAGACAACCCCGAAAGCGCGCCCCUCCGUUCCUGGCCUUACGCCGGCAGGCUUCAUCAAGUGGUUCACCACCAGUAUGCUGGCCUACCCAGACCAAGAGUGCCGCCGUCUGAAUCGCCUGCUUGCGGACUUUGGCCCGUUGGUGAUUGUGGGAGCCGACGGCAGGGAGGAGCGCCUACCCAAGACCCUCCCACGUCAUGUUUUGCCAGCCAGUCACGACAAGAAGACGCGCCGCAUUCUUGACGAAGCGCUUAUGGACUGCCUCGAUGAUCAUGCUGCCUCGUCGCAGUUUGCUUCACCUCCUUCACCUUCUUCUUCUUCUUCUUCAAGGCCCCUUGCGACACCCAUGGCACCUGAGUUGGUCAAUAAUGGCAGACGGAUGUCUGACCCUGACCGAAGGCAUUCAGGACCCCGCGACCGAUCUGACCGAUCUGACCGAUCUGACCCAUCGACCCGGCUCGAUACGAGUCCCGAUCGCGAGGUCCCGAUGGCGCGUAUCUCACGCACACAAUCAGACAACGUCACCACCACCACCGCCACCAGCACCCGGCAUGCUCUCCCGCGGCCUCCCGUGGGCCGGCACAGACCACGCAGCCCUCCCUCCUCGGACCGGUACAGCACCAUUACCAGCGCCCCGAGCCUGUUCGGGAUCUCGUCCCUGGUGCCACGGUCCCGCGGCGGCGGCGGGGCCGGAGACGACGCGAAGUCGGUUCGUUCCUGGGCCGGGCGGGACAGGGAGAGCGAGCGGGAUCGGGAGAGGGUUGGGGAUGGGGAUGGUCGUCCCAGGCGGCGAAGCUUGGUGAUUGGGGGCCCGACCUGGGGGGACUUUUAUAGGAACGUGCCGACGACACGGGUCGGAGGGUCUGGUGCCGAGCAGGCACCGAGGGAGUAUCAUAGGUCACGGUGACGGGGGGAGACCCCGAAUUUUCCGAGCAGAUGUUUUUUUUUCGUAACUACAUUGUUAUUGUGUGUACUCAAUACAUCUCUCCGACGGGUGUUUCACAUCUUCUUUCUCUGUUGAAG